AUGGGCCGCCCUUCGCGGCCCGCCGUCGCCGCCCCUGCAGCAGCAGCAGCCGCCGCCGCCCCUGCAGCGCAAGCCGCCACUGCCGUCAGCGGAAGCCGACAGCAGAGGAAGCCGGCCCUGCAGCGGAAGCCGACAGCAGCGGCCGCCGCCGUCACUCCCGGGGCAGCAGCCGCAGCAGCCGCCGCAGCCGCCACCAGCAGCAGCCGCCGCCACCUCGAUCGAGGCCACAGCCGCCGCCGCCGCAGACUGCAGCUGCCGGUGCGCCUCGGCCCUGCCGGCGCGCCUCGGCCUGUCCCUGCCAGGGAGCCUCGGCCCGCCCCUACCGGUGCGCUUCGGCCCUACCUGCGCGCCUCGGCCUGUCCCUGCCGGUGCGCCUCGGCUCUGCCCCACCACUUACGGCUCUCUGCCCUGGUAAGAGUAUCGCUGCGCUGCGCUGCCCCUGCUGCCAGUGCUGCUCCUGCUGCCACUGCUGCUACUGCUGCCAUUACUGUCAUGGCUACCCCUAGCGUCCUCGUCUUUGAUGCCGAGGGUCGGGCUGUUGACUUUGAGGUUUGGGUCGAUGAUCUGCAGCCUUUUCUACAGUGCGAUAGGAAAGACGGUCUCUCACUGUUUGAUCUCACGUCUGGUGCCUCUCCUGCCCUUGCUACCGAUGCUGACAACACUGUUUGCUCACAGUGGGCCACACGCGAUGGUGCUGCCCGUCUUGCUGUGCGUAGUCACUUGCCGUCCACUGAGCGCGCGCACUUUAGUCAGUACAAGAGUGCUAAGACCUUGUACGACGCUGUCAUUGCACGCUACUCUUCCCCUGCCACUGCUGCUCUUAGCCGCCUCAUGCUGCCGUACCUGUUCCCUGACCUAGCCGCCUUUCCCACAGUCGCUGACCUCAUUACGCACCUUCGCACUAGUGACACCCGCUACCGCGCUGCGCUUCCUGCUGAGUUCUGCGCUAAGAACCCCCCCCCCCCCCCCCCCCCCCCCAUGUACAUCACCCUCUAUUACAUAGUCACACGUCUCCCUGACUCUCUUCGUCCAGUCAGGGACCACUUCCUCUCUGUUUGCCCCACCACACUCAUCGUUGACCUCCUCAAGGAGCGCCUCCUGGCAGCUGAGAAGAGUAUAGUCGCUGUAGGAGCCUCUCGUGGUGACCCUCGUUCCCCCUUCUUUGAGGGGUGCUCCCCCUCCCCCCUUUUGCCCUCUGUUGCCUCUACUGCUACCGUCAACUUCGUUGGCACCGAGUCGGUCGGCGCGGCGUCUGCCCCUAGCAGGAGACGCCGCACCGGCAAGGGCAAGGGGGGCAAGGACGCUGGAGGGGAUGGUGGGGGUGGUGGAGGUGGCGGUGGAGGCGGCGGAGGGAGUGGGGGUGGUGGUGGGAGCGGUGGUGGGGGUGGGGGCUUCGGUGGCAGCGGUGGAGGCGGAGGCGGCGACGGCGGUGGCGGUGGGAGCGGAGGAGGUGGCGGUGGAGGCGGUGGCGGAGGUGGCGGUGGCGGAGGUGGAGCUGGUCGGGGUGGCUCUGCGCAGCGGAGCGGCUUCGGUGGUGAGAUCCCCCGCUGGCGAGAGCUGCUUAGGUCGGGGGUUGCUAUCUUUGAUCUGGAUUAUGGUGCUAUUCUUGCUGCCAUGUAUGUUGUGUCUACUAGUGAUGAGGGUGACUGUUACCUGUGUGUUCUGCCUGACCCGGGCAUUGAGGCUGCUGCUCUAGGUGCUGGCGAGGCUGCUGCUCUAGGUGCUAGUGAGUCUGAUGCCUCAGGUGCUGGUGAGUCUGCUCUCUCAGGUACCAUGUCGGCUCAGGCCAUACACACCUUCACCCUUGACUCGGGUGCUUCCCGCUCCUUCUUCCGAGACCGCACCACACUUACGCCGCUUAGUCGGCCGGUUGCGGUCUCCCUGGCGGACCCCUCAGGGGGUCCUGUCCUUGCCUACUUCUCCACUGUCUUACCGUGUCCGACUGCCCCCUCUAGCACCCUAUCAGGUCUCUACCUCUAG
Messenger RNA from Closterium sp. NIES-65, 1980 nucleotides. Lineage: Eukaryota; Viridiplantae; Streptophyta; Zygnematophyceae; Desmidiales; Closteriaceae. The record is from the annotation of a GenBank genome assembly.